CCAUUUUGUCCCAUGGCUAAAGAUGGUUUGCCAAAAACUUAUUCUCAUCCUCCAACAGAAAACAGCAAAACAACUGAAGCAACCAUUUUACUUGGGGUUAACAACACUACUCCUAAAUCAGAAACAACCAUUACUUCAGAAGACCACAUUACUUCAGUAUAUGACUAUACACUAGAAAAUAAUUUUUCAACAGUAGGCAACAAGUUUACAUCUCCAAAGGAAAAACAAAAAUCAGAAGAUGAUGCUGAGCCUCAUUUUAUUAAGUCAUCAACAUAUCUGAAGAAAGAAAUUACUACUCUGAUAGGCACAGCAAACUCCAUGGCUAAUGACUCUAUUACUGAAAACUUCAUUCCAAUUAAAAUUGGUAAUAUCUCGUCACCUAGUGCUACUGUUUCUUUAAUAGGCUUUUCCAUUAACGUGGCAAAAGACAUUCUCUUGGAUAUCACUGGCCCAGGGAAUGAAGAUGUCUCAAUAACUUCUGAAGUCUCUGGCAGCCUGAAGGAUGGAACCACCAGCAUUGUGGACACCCCUGCCCUUCCAGCUAAGAAGGAUGAACCCGAUGUUAACAAUUACAGUUCCUCAAUUAAACCCAACAUCACUGCUGAAGAGGCUGUCCAGAUCACCAACUCAUCUGUUCCUGAGGCUGAAAUCUCUCCUGCUGCUAAAAAAUACUUCAUCACUAUUCCAGACAUAGCUGCCCUUACAGAAGAGAAAAUGACUGAAAUUGACCUAAGUAUUCCAGAGGACAACCCUGAUGCUGUGCCUACACUAAUAGACUCUGAUGAGAAAACAUUCAUCAGUCUGUUUGAGCUCACUACCACUGUCAAAAGGGGCAACAAUAACCCAGAAGAUAUUCUGCCAACUGCUGAAUAGUCUAUGGAUGAAACCAAUGUUUGGAUGGAGAAAAAUAUUACAAAUGAAGAAAACCAUCCCAAUUUGCUUCCUUUUAUUGAAAUUAUAUAUAACUUUGUAGUCCCUACAUCAGUAGAUGUGAACCUCAUGAAAGAUUCAUCUUUUACAACAAAAGAUCUGUCUGAAAAUAAUACAGUGGAAUCUGUAACUAAGGACAGCGAGCCACUUUCAAGAGCUACCUCUGAUCUAGAUACCCUAACCCACAAGGACGAUGCUGUUACAACUGAAAUGGGUGUCUUUAAGCCACUGGAAUAUAUUUAUGGAAACUUCAAAAAUUCACUGGCGAAUUCUUCCUUGGGCUCAGUGACAUCUAUGCUGACCCAGAACAGCACCAGAAAACAAAAAAACCCAGGCCCCUCCUCCUGUGCAAUCCCAGCUGGGAGGCAGGCAGUGGCCCGCAGAAGUGCACCUCACCUCCGGCAGUGGCAGAGUGAAUUCCUGGUGGCACCAGGAAAACCAGUCCCCACCCCUUCACCAUCCCAGCAGGGAGUUGGCAGUGGCAGGGGCUACAGGGGCGCGCACUUCGCCUCUGGCAGCGCACCUCACCCCCGGUGUCGGUGGCGUGAAUCCUGCGGCACCAAGAGAAACAGGUCCCUCCCCCAUGAGAUCUUGACUAAGAAGCCGGCUGCCAAAGUUAGUGAAAGUUCCGAAGAACAUUUUAAACUGCCUAAACAAUUAAGUGCUAAGCUGUUAAGACAUUUUGUAAAACCUGAACGAGCUCCCGGAAGUCCACAUGGUCACCAUGGUCGGCAUGAACCCCUCAGAGGCCACCAUCCCCUUCCCUGCCCCCACCGUCCCCAAGGCCCACAUCGUCCACCACCCAGACCUGUAUCACCACCUGAGAACACUGUAACUCCUCAAGCACCAUCAGCCCCUUCUAGCACUGCUCCAACCCUGAUUUCCACCAGUGCCACUGCUGCUGCCACCACCACCGCCACCACUGCUGCUACCACCACUGCCACCGCUGCUGCCACCACCACUGCUUCGACUGCCUCUGCUGGAAAAACUGCAGGCGUGGCAUCCAGCACCCCGGCUCCCAACAGCCCCCAGCCUGAAGACGUCACCCUUCAAGCUGAAGACAACAUCCCCCAAACUGAAGACCUCACCAGUGCGCCUGUGGCUGGCACUACCACGGCCCCAGUAGCCAACACUACUGCCGUCAACCAGCAACAAGAGCUUCAGUAA
Molecule: messenger RNA, 2097 nt
Organism: Suricata suricatta (meerkat)
Lineage: Eukaryota; Metazoa; Chordata; Mammalia; Carnivora; Herpestidae
Gene: CABS1
Product: calcium binding protein, spermatid associated 1
Biological process (GO): spermatogenesis
Molecular function (GO): calcium ion binding
Source: RefSeq, a predicted model, not a curated record